AUGAAUGAAGCAGAAAUGGUGACAUCUGAUAUGGCCGGUGCAUAUCGCACGCUGCAAGGAAAGGGGGAGGGAGGGGAGGAGGAGGAGGAGGAGGAGGAGGAGGAGGAGGAGGAGGAGGAGGAGGAGGAGGAGGAGGAGGAGGAGGAGGAGGAGGAGGAGGGAGGAGGAGGAGGAGGAGGAGGAGGAGGAGGAGGAGGAGGAGGAGGAGGAGGAGGAGGAGGAGGAGGAGGAGGAGGAGGAGGAGGAGGAGAGGAGGAGGAGGAGGAGGAGGAGGAGGAGGAGGAGGAGGAGGAGAUGUUGUCCUUCCCCGCUUGUGCUUCUGUUGCGCCAGCAACCGUUGGCACUGCUGAUUCAGCCACUCUGAGAGAGCCUUUGAGGGGAAGAGAUGUAUUGACAGUAAGGCGCGGGGAUACACGGAGAAGUGGGAAUUGA
Messenger RNA from Closterium sp. Yama58-4, 432 nucleotides. NCBI's taxonomy places the organism in Eukaryota, Viridiplantae, Streptophyta, Zygnematophyceae, Desmidiales, Closteriaceae. The record is from the annotation of a GenBank genome assembly.